Ostrea edulis (European flat oyster) is the source of this 481-nucleotide messenger RNA. RefSeq lists its product as uncharacterized. The record is from RefSeq and is a predicted model, not a curated record. The transcript has 3 exons. Bases 41 to 451 code for a protein of 136 amino acids. NCBI's taxonomy places the organism in Eukaryota, Metazoa, Mollusca, Bivalvia, Ostreida, Ostreidae.
ACAUGGUUCAUUCCAGUUUUCUCCGGGGGAUCGUUUUGUUAUGAAUUUUUGUGAAAUCGUUUUGUUCUUAACACCCUUGUUAAUUCAUGGGAAGCCUGCAGUUCUAAGGAAAUCUACAAAGCUAUUAUUAUCAGAGGCGCUACUGAAUUCAGAUGGAACAACAGGGCCUCCGCUGCUGAGUUCUACUUCUCUGGGCAAUCGCAGUUGUGAUAAUUGUAACACUACAACAUUAAAUGCCUGUCAAGGGUGCUUCCUGGAAAAUCAACUAAAUAUCAAGAACAGCUCCCACACAACCAACUCAGAAACAUCAGAGUUACUAACCAACAAAAAAAUAGGUAUUGUAGAACCAGGAAUUGUUGACGAUCCAUUUUGCGCUUAUUGUCAAAAUUAUGAAAAUUCAGAUGAUAAAAACCUUUGUGAAAAAAAGUUCUGUGCUAGCAGUAUUAAAUAAACACGAUGAACUCGUGCUGAUUAUUCCUUA